Molecule: messenger RNA, 756 nt
Organism: Aplysia californica (California sea hare)
Lineage: Eukaryota; Metazoa; Mollusca; Gastropoda; Aplysiida; Aplysiidae
Product: acyl-CoA (8-3)-desaturase
Exons: 6
Coding region: 32-658 (208 amino acids)
Biological process (GO): lipid metabolic process
Cellular component (GO): membrane
Molecular function (GO): oxidoreductase activity, acting on paired donors, with oxidation of a pair of donors resulting in the reduction of molecular oxygen to two molecules of water
Source: RefSeq, a predicted model, not a curated record
CCCCGAUGUGCGUACAGAGUUCUUGUUCCUAAUGGGCGACACACUGCCUGUGGAGAAAGCCAAACAGACAGGACGGGGCUGGUCUGUGCCCUAUAACCUUCAGAGCUACUACUUCUUCAUUUUGGGACCGCCUGUGACUAUCGGUGGCUUCUGGCCGUUCGUCCACACUUAUCAUCUGCUCAAAAGGAAAAACCUUGUGGAAACCCUGACCGUCCUAGCAUUUUACGUCCACUUCGGCUACCUGUUUGGCCCGAUGCUAGGAUUCUGGGGGACCGCCAAGCUCCUUUUUAUGGCCAAACUGUGUGAGGGCACGUGGUUUAUCACCGUGUCAGAAGCGAACCACGGCACUCUGGGAGUGGAGUAUGACGCGGAGGACAGCUGGGUGGAGAUGCAUCUCAAGCGGACCUGUAACCUGGGAGGAGGGGCCUUCAAGAGCUGGGGGACUGGACAUCUCAACUAUCAGAUCGAGCAUCAUUUGUUCCCAACUCUCCCCCGCCAUAACCUGCAUAAGGUGGUCCCCUUUGUUCAGAGUCUAUGUAAGAAACACGGGAUCUACUACUGUGAAAAAACGUUCACACAGGCUGUUAUAGACAUUGUCAAAUCCCUAAGGGAAUCCGGUGACCUAUGGAGCAAAACAAGAGCUGAACUUUUUGGAUAGUGACGUCACAGAUCUGCUGGCCCUAUGACUCCUUCAUAACCGUAGUCCCUGAUUCGUAGCUGAUCUGUUGCAAGACAGUAAACUACCAAUACCAUCUA